Messenger RNA from Cloeon dipterum, 1868 nucleotides. RefSeq lists its product as uncharacterized. Gene Ontology annotation, molecular function: CoA-ligase activity. NCBI's taxonomy places the organism in Eukaryota, Metazoa, Arthropoda, Insecta, Ephemeroptera, Baetidae. The transcript is spliced from 11 exons. Bases 41 to 1783 code for a protein of 580 amino acids. The record is from RefSeq and is a predicted model, not a curated record.
UGAAAGAACUUGCAAAAACAGCCUCCUCAUUUAUCAGUUGAUGGUGAGCUCGGACCAUUUUUUUUUUGCUUUCGGAAUAUUUUCAGGUAUUUUCAUUUAUUGGAAAAAAUAUAGAAAAAUGCUGCCACUAAAUGGAAUUUAUACUUCACCGACUCCGUUUGAUCCAAGUACAGUGGAAGAGAGCUCUUUGUCCGACUUCAUCUUCAAGACUAUUCGUACUAAUUUUGAUAAACUCAAGGACAAGGAAUGGAUAAUCGAUGGAAAUACAGGUGUCAAAGUGUAUUUUCGGGACGUAGAGGACGACUCAAAAAAGAUUGCGAGUGGUCUAACGAGGCUGGGGUUUAAAAACCGAGACGUUCUUUACUACGUGACUUAUGAGACAGCGGUUUUGUAUCUACUGCAUGUUGGCGUUUGGAGAUUGAACGGAGCUGUCAGAGGAUGCUACCAAAAGGAAGCUGUUAAGGAAUACGCACGACAAAUAAUUGAGACAAAAGCGAAAUUUGUCCUGGUUGACAAGCAGACAGCAGAUUUGCUCACCCAAGCCAUCAAGCUUGUGGACUGGCCGAUUAAAUUGAUCACGUUUGGUGAAUUAGAUUUGCCAGGAUCAACGUCUGUGGAAAAAUUGCUCAAAGAUGAUUGCUCUGCAUAUCCUGAGAAAGUGGAGGUAAAUUGGAAGGAUGAUUUUGUGAUUGUACCAAACACAAGCGGCAGUACUGGUCUACCAAAAGGCGUCAUGCACACUCAUUUCAACUUGAUUUACUCCAACCACAUUUUAAACGGCAUAUCAGAAUUUUCCUGGACAUAUAUGACACCAAUGUCUAAUUAUGCGAUGGGCUGUCUGAUUUUUGCCGUUCACAGCAUUUAUCACAGUUGCACUUUAAUCCAUUUGGGUACUUUUGAAAAAGAAAAGUACUUUGCCUACAUCGAUAAGUAUAGGCCAGAAAAUGUUCUGAUGUAUCCAUUUGUGGCCACCUGGUUCGCAAAAAGCGACAAACUGGACUCGAGCAACCUGAGCUGCAUAAAGGCCAUUAGCAUCGCUGGCUCUGUGCUAGAUCCGACCACUGCUGAAUUGCUGGCGAAAAAAUUGCCAAGUAUUAAAAUUAUCCAGGUUUAUGGCAUGACGGAAGCAUUAAACAUUUCCUGCUCUUUGAUUGGAGCUGAUACUCAUGGAGAGUAUAAAGACAAGAAGAUAAUUACUAUCGAAAAUCAAGGGGAAAUUUGUGUCUCGACCGGGAAAUUAGUCCCUACAGUUCAGGCGAAAGUGAUCGACAUCGCCACUGGAAAGUGCCUGGGUUCAAACAAGAGGGGUCAUGUUCUUGUCAAAACUCCAGCUAUAAUGAAGGGAUAUUUAGCACACAAUCCUGAAUCGCCCUCUAGUUCUGACAUUGACAAUGAUGGCUGGCUGCACACUGGCGAUAUCGGCUUCUUUGACGAUCUGGGAAACCUUUAUAUCAAAGAAAGAGUCGACAUAAUGUUCAAAUAUUACAUGUUCGUCGUAUCACCGACUGAGAUCGAAGUCGUCUUGCAAGAGCACCCUGGCGUGUUACAAGUGGGGGUGGUCGGCUUGCCGCACCCUGAGAGCACCAGUGUCGCGAAGGCCUUUGUGGUGCGCAAGCCAGGGCGCAAUUGCACCGAGCAAGACCUCUGCAAGUUCGUGGCAGACCGUUUGCCCAACUACAAGCAUUUGCACGGUGGCGUCGAGUUUGUCGAUCGACUACCUGAAAGCAGGGGCAACAAACUCGACAGGGUCGCUCUUAAGAAGUACGCGAUUGAGAGAAUGUGAUGCCGUUUACUUGUGCCAAUAAUAAAAGUUAGGUAAAUACUUGUUUUGAUAUUUAAAUAAAAAUUCAUUUCAAAAGUACAAUGUC